GAGGAACACACGAGGAAUAUGAUUUGAAAUCUUCUCUCCAAAGGGCUGAAUCCAACUGCCGAAACCUCAUUUCGUCAUCAUGGCUUCAAUAUAUCUUCAUCCGCUUGGAGCACCAGUUCGUACCUUGAUACUAUGUUUUAUACUUUGGAAGAUCUCGCUUCUGCUCAUUGCAGCUUGUAGUCCAGGGCCAGGCUAUGACACAUCUACCAGUCUGUUACUGUCGAGUCUGCAUUCAAUCGGAAAAAAGAAGUUACCGUCGGUAGUGCAAUACCUCAUCGGCAAGUUGGUAAGAUGGGAUGCAAUUUACUUCGUACAUGCGUCAAAUCGCGGAUAUGUCUAUGAGCAAGAAUGGGCGUUUGGGUGGGGCUUUACCCGCGUGAUAAAAUUUAGUACUAUCGGACUUGAAUACCUUGGGGUACCCCGCUACGAUGGGCUGGAGGGACUGGUGGGGAUCUUGAUUGCUCAUGUCUCCCAUCUAUUUUCUACUCUUGUCCUGCACAGCCUGACCUUAACACUCUUCACAUCAGAGAGAUUUGCUUUGGUUACUGCUCUUCUGCACAUUAUAUCACCGGCUGGAAUAUUUCUGUCUGCUCCAUAUGCUGAGAGUUCUACUGCACUAUUGACCUUUUUGGGAGCAUUCAUUUUUGCGAAAAGUUUUGAGUCUGGAGAGAGCAACAGAACUUUAGGCCACGACCUUCUUAUCCUCAUUUCUGGCGUAGUAUUCGGACUUGCUACUACUUUCAGAAGUAAUGCAUUGCUCAAUGGACUUCUCCUGCUUGAGGAAGCAUUCAGAAUUCUUUUGAGUCUGAGUAAUGGGUUCAACAUAUUCGCCGUUCGCCGCCUCAUCAUCACUGGUUUGGGAGGCAUGUGUGUUGGGAUUGGCUUCCUCACACCACAGUAUAUCGCAUAUCAAGAGUAUUGUGGGGUAACGGACAUCGUGAAUCCAAGAAUAUGGUGUUCAAAUACCCUUCCAAGUAUAUAUGCUUUUGUGCAGGCCUUUUACUGGAAUAAUGGACCGUUCAAAUAUUGGACAGUUUCGAACAUACCUCUGUUUUUACUUGCCAUGCCUAUGAUGGUAAUCUUGGGAAUAUCUGGCAAUGAGGUAUUACGAGACUCUCACUUCCAACAAAUCCCAGUCACGCCUCGGAAAGAUGUUGACCCGCCAGUCAAUGGGAUCCGACAAGGCCAUAAAGUCCAGAUCGUCCGGAAUUUAGCGCUCUCACAGUUGCUUCUCACGGUGUACACGUUGAUAAGCGGUCAUGUUCAGAUUAUUACAAGGAUUUCAUCAUCUUCUCCUGUGUAUUUGUGGUAUAUGGCGGCUUCGGUUGGGAGAGGAAAGGGGCCAACAGUCACAAUGGUUGGGAGGUUUAUGAUAAUAUAUGCCGGCAUCCAGAGUGGUUUGUUCUCAUCAUUCUUACCUCCUGCAUGAUAUGGAAACAACAGUUGGGGAUUCGUAAAAGUUGGGGAUGAUGCUGGUAUUCUAUUGGUACAUAUCAAAUGGGGGAAAUGAUAGACGAAGUGACAAUUAAAACACUGGUAGGCUACUUAUGAGCUUUCUCCUUCCGUCCGUCAAAAACGAAAGAAAGAGAAAAACGGUAGUUAUACCAACGAGUAGGUGUUUAACAGUAGCCAAUCGGAAAGCUGCAUCCUUUUUAUCAUUGGCUAGUGAUCAGUAAAUUAUCCCCAAUUCGAUACUUGUUACAUUCUUUAGACCACCUCAAUAAUUAUAGAAUUAACCCA
Messenger RNA from Botrytis cinerea B05.10, 1740 nucleotides. RefSeq names its product Bcgpi18 (gene Bcgpi18). Gene Ontology annotation, biological process: GPI anchor biosynthetic process. Lineage: Eukaryota; Fungi; Ascomycota; Leotiomycetes; Helotiales; Sclerotiniaceae. Gene Ontology annotation, cellular component: mannosyltransferase complex; endoplasmic reticulum membrane. Gene Ontology annotation, molecular function: alpha-1,6-mannosyltransferase activity; GPI mannosyltransferase activity. The transcript is spliced from 3 exons. Bases 80 to 1429 code for a protein of 449 amino acids. The record is from RefSeq and is a predicted model, not a curated record.